This is a messenger RNA of Hordeum vulgare subsp. vulgare (domesticated barley), 2144 nucleotides long. RefSeq names its product WPP domain-interacting protein 2. The transcript is spliced from 2 exons. The record is from RefSeq and is a predicted model, not a curated record. Lineage: Eukaryota; Viridiplantae; Streptophyta; Magnoliopsida; Poales; Poaceae. The coding region runs from base 269 to 1915 and encodes 548 amino acids.
GAACGACCAUAACGAUAAGGAAAACUCCAUUCCCGUCCCCUGCGUUUUCUUUACUCCCCUCUCCCCUGCUUCCUCCCCACUUCCACUCCUCCUCCUCCUCCUCCUCGGUUGGAUCUCCGAGAUCGAAUCCGAGGAAUUCCCGAUCCUCAUAGCCCCGCCAUGCGCUCCCGACAACCCCAGCCUCGCGCCCCCCUCCCAGCUCCCUGAUCCCAUCCGGCUUGUCCCCCAGGGCCGCUGCCGCCGUUGACGCCAAUUGGCGCCGGACGGCAUGGACUCCGGCGCCAACAGCGUCGGUUCCGUCGGCGAGUCUCCGCCGCCGGUAUCCCCUCCUGGUCGCCCGGUCGCCAAGGGCCGCGGCCUCCGCCGGUGGCGCCGUAUCCCCCGCGAGCACCACGACGACGAGGGCGGCUCCCCCGCGGGCCCCGUCGCCGCCGCAGCCCCCGCCGACGCUGGCGCUGAGGUGGACCUGGCGCAGCUCCAUAAGCGCCGUCUCCCCGUCGGCGCCGACGCGCCCAAGGGGAAGCAGGAGGUGGCGGCCGAGGAGGAUAGCCCGGUCGCGUCCGUCGAGUCCAGCUUCGUGCCGCCGGAGGCGCCUCCGUCGCCGUCCCCGGCUACGACUCCGGCUCCGGCUCCGACUAGUCUGGACCCGGAUCUUGGCCUCCUGAUCGCGUCCGCCGGCUUCUCGGUGGGCGCCGGCGGCGCCGACUCGGACAACAGCGACGACCGGACCAGCAAGUCCUCCACCGCGCUCCCGCGUCACGACUUCUCGCUUGCAGGCUUCGGCCGCGAGCGCGACAGGGGGCGGUCCCGAGCCCCUGGCGCCGCUGCUCACGCCAAGAACCUACGCACCGCACGCGCCCGUGGCGCCGGUGCGCGCGCCGUCUCUGUGGCCUCCUCCACGGUGGAACCGGAGAACUCGCGCUCCAGUGUCGAGUCUGACCUCCGCAGCACUGGCGCUGCUCACGCGCGUAAAUCAAGCGCUGGCAUCAGCAGUAAUGGCGUUCACAAGUUUCUCUACACCGAUGGCGACCACAGCGAGGAUGAAGCUCCAAGUGAGCACUUGGGGUCUGCAGCAGGAUCUUUCUAUAAGGAGAAUGGGAGUGCAGUAGGGAGAAUGGCAAUGGGGAAUGGUGAUUUGUAUGCCCAUGGUCAUGGAUUUCAUGAAGGGAGCAUCAGCAAGGGUGAGAAUGGAGGGAUCCAUUCAGGUCUUGAUCCGUACACCGAUUCAAUGUCGUUGCUUCAGUCAGCACAAGAAGCACUGGAGAAUGAGCUCCAAAUGUUUGUGGAAAUUGGGAAAGAAAGCAGUGACAAUUCCACGGACAUUUACAAUGAAAAUGAAUGGAUCAGUUCACCCAAUUGCGAAUAUUUUUCAGAAGAAAUAAGUGAAAAGUUGAAGCUUCUAGAGUCCAAACUGGAAGAAGCUUCCCUUCUUAUCGAUGAGAAGGAUUCAAGAAUACUUGAACUUGAUACACUCAACCAGACACAACCAAGAGAAGCAGCUCUAUACAAUAGCAAGCUGCUGUCCCUACAGUCUGAAGUUGAUCAACUGCUCAUGGAGAAGAUGGAGGCCGAGAUCCAGUGCUUCAUCCUGAAAAGAGCUUCAGAAGCUUGGCAACCCCAGACCGAGGGUCAGGGCACUCUUCAUGAAGCACAGAAGUCUCUGUCGGAGGACCAUAAACAGCUGGAGGUCAAGCUUCGGCACACCGAGAAUAGAGCAAGGACGCUAGAGGAGAUGGUUGAGAAGCUAGAGUCACAGUGCAAAGAGCUGUCGAACGCUUCAGAGGUCCUGAAGCUGCAGGCCGGAGCAAGUCGAGCUUCGCUUUUUUGUUCCGUUCAGUUAGUGCUGCUGUGCGUCGCCGUGUGGACAUUCGUGGCGCGGUUCUUGCCCACUCCUCCCGAAUUUGUACCUACUUGAUGAGGUUAGAAAGUUUCUCUGCGGAUGAGCCUCUGUGUAGACAUUAUUGAAAAGUUACUUCAUGUAAUCUAUUAGGCAUUUGGUGGCCUUAUAAAUUUUCUGUUUGUAACAUCAACUCAGAUUUUGUUAGUUACCAUCACUUUACUGUACUUAUUCACAAAUCUUCUUGCUGUUUCUCUCUUCUCUGUAUCCUGGAAAUGUUAAUGAAAAUUACAAUAUCCCAGUGUAA